CGUAGUGAAGCAGAAAGUAUUAACCUAUUAAAACGUAAAACUUCAGAAUCUAAUUAUGAAAAUAAUAAAAUUUCAAAGCAAAAGUAUAUACAUGUAUCAAAUCGUGAAGAUGAUCGUGAAGAUGAUCGUAAAGGUGAUUGUGAAGGUGAUCGUAAAAAUAGUGAAAAUGAAGAUGAUCGUGAAGAUGAUAUAAGUAGUAUUGGGCAAGAUGAUAAAGCUCAGAAUUUGAAGAAAAAUUUUCUGAAAACUACUCAAGAAGAGUUGAUUACAGAAAAUCAACUUUUUUUAAAUAAUUUAGUUAAAAGUUUUCUUACGAAAGAUUUUGAACGUCUAUUUCUCAACGAUGAGGAAGUUACCAUUAAUCAACAAAUAGAAUUACCAGGUUUUUUAAAUAAAGAUACUGAUUCAAUUUAUGCUUUUUUUAAAAGUUGGGUUUCUUUAUUUGAAAAACUUGGUUCAGCAAAACAUACUAUUGAGGAAGCAAGCAAAUUUCUGAGCUAUAAAGUUCUACGUGGUCUCAUAAGUAAAAAAAUACAAGAACUUUUCGGAAUUAGUAAUCGGCAUAAAAGAAGAUAUUGGGCAGGAGCAUGGCGAUUAAUUGAAUUGCUUCAUAUAACCGCCUGCCCUGCCACAAUUUUUAUUAAAGCAGGACUCAGUGCAAAUUAUCUUAUGUCAGCUUCUAAUAAUAAAUAUGAUAAAUUUCUUCAAAGUCUUUUAAACAAUGACCAAGUUUAUCAUCAAACCCCAAAAUUUAAUGCAUUGGUAAUACAAAAUAUAUUAAAUCUCG
This is a messenger RNA of Dentiscutata erythropus, 787 nucleotides long. The record is from the annotation of a GenBank genome assembly. Lineage: Eukaryota; Fungi; Glomeromycota; Glomeromycetes; Diversisporales; Gigasporaceae.